AUGUACCGUUUGGCAGAUAUUCUUGGUCUCGAUGGUUUCAAACUACCUGCAGCAUAUGCUGUCAAAGGAAAGCUGUCUGCGAAGAAUUUCCUGGAUGAACUGUGCUCGACUUUCUCAUCUCGGUACCGUGACAUCAAGGACGAACAGGUAAAAUAUUUCGAAUCACAUUGCAGGAAUGCCGAGAUGGUGCCCCAGCUGCGGAGCAAACUCGAACUUCUUUCGAGCGGAACUCUCGGCCGUUCAGUCCCUGCGCUCGUCGACCUCUUUUGCCUUUGCUUGAUUGAAGUGAAGGCCCCGUCUUCUCCUACCAUUGCUUCCUUCGCAGAACAAAGAAUCCGCGAGCCCUUCUAA
Molecule: messenger RNA, 351 nt
Organism: Postia placenta MAD-698-R-SB12
Lineage: Eukaryota; Fungi; Basidiomycota; Agaricomycetes; Polyporales; Adustoporiaceae
Exons: 3
Coding region: 1-351 (116 amino acids)
Source: RefSeq, a predicted model, not a curated record